Molecule: messenger RNA, 2129 nt
Organism: Hypanus sabinus (Atlantic stingray)
Lineage: Eukaryota; Metazoa; Chordata; Chondrichthyes; Myliobatiformes; Dasyatidae
Product: cytochrome P450 3A9-like
Exons: 13
Coding region: 163-1725 (520 amino acids)
Molecular function (GO): oxidoreductase activity, acting on paired donors, with incorporation or reduction of molecular oxygen; heme binding; iron ion binding
Source: RefSeq, a predicted model, not a curated record
UUGACCACCACACUGCAUCCUGGAGACUGAGGGCAGGGCUCAGUCGCCAAUCGCCUUUAUACCGGGGUCCGUGGGAGGAGCCACGGGAGCAGAGAUAUGUAGUUCUCCACACAGUUAUUUUAAUUUACCGAGCUCCGUAGUCGGACACUGACGGGUUUCGGAAUGGCUGUGUUUGUUCUGCAGAGUCUGACCUCGAUCCGUGCGGCACUGUCUGACCAGACCUGUAUCCUUAUCCUUACUGCCCUGGUUUUACUGGCUUGUUACAGUGUUUUACCAUAUGGGGUUUUUAAACAACUUGGAAUUCCAGGGCCAAGGCCAUUGCCAUUCAUUGGGACAUUUCUACAUUACAGAAAAGGUAUUUUUAAGUUUGAUACAGAAUGCUACCAGAAGUAUGGAACAAUCUGGGGGAUUUAUGAUGGGCGGCAACCAGUUCUCUGCAUCACGGACCCUGACCUGAUUAAGACUGUUCUUAUUAAGGAAUUCUACACUCUGUUCACUAACAGGAAGAACAUUGGGCUGAAUGGACCAUUGGAAGAGACAGUUGGCAUUGUCGCAGAUGAGAAAUGGAAGAAAAUACGAAGUGUGCUUUCACCAGCAUUUAGCAGUGGGAGACUAAAAGAGAUGUGGUCAAUAAUUAAUCACCACGCAGAACAACUUGUGAAAUUAGCUGAAAAGAAAGCAAGUCUAAAUGAAGCUGUCAGCGUGAAGGACAUCUGUGGACCAUAUGGCUUGGAUGUAAUCUCCAGUGUCUCAUUCGGUGUGGAUAUUGAUUCCACCAACAAUGCUGAUGACUUGAUUAUCGUCAAUAUUAAGAAACUCAUAAAAUUCUCCUUGUUUAAACCUGCAGUUUUUCUUGCUUUGAUGUUUCCUGCAAUUACUCCAAUCCUGGAAAAACUUCAAUUCAGCUUCAUCCCAAUCGAUGUGGCUAAGUUUUUAAUGGAAACUGUAUUAGCUAUGAGGAAAAAGAGACAAAAAAAUGGAAGCACAGAUCGGGUAGAUUUUCUGCAGAUAAUGUUUGAUUCCCAAGCAAAUGUCACCAACUCAGAGCAUCAGAGCAAUGUCAACAAUUCAACAUGCAAAGCGCUGACUGACUCGGAAGUUCUGGCACAGUGUAUUAUCUUUAUCAUGGCUGGAUAUGAGACAGCCAGUACUACACUCUCUAACGUUCUGUACUAUCUGGCCAUGUAUCCGGAUGUGCAGAAAAAAUUGCAGCAAGAAAUAGACAAGGCUUUUCCAAACAAGGCGCAGCCUACAUAUGGUGUGAUGCAUCUGGAGUACCUGGAAAUGGUGAUAUCUGAAACACUAAGAUUGUAUCCUCCUGCACCCCGUUUGGAAAGAGUCUGCAAGAAAGAUGUCAAGCUCAAUGGAGUGACAAUUCCAAAGGACACUGUAGUUGUGGUACCUGUUUACGUCUUGCACCGUGAUCCAAAGUACUGGCAAGAACCUGAAGAAUUCAGACCUGAGAGGUUUAGUAAGGAAGAAUGGAAGUCUUCGAAUUCUUGCAUCUACCUGCCAUUUGGGUUGGGUCCUCGCAACUGCAUUGCAAAGCGCUUUGCUCAAUUUGUAAUCAAGAUGGGACUUGUUUCGCUCCUUCAACGUCUGACUUUUGUGCCAUGCAAGGAGACACCGGUCCCAUUAGAAAUUGACGUGAAAGGACCCAUGCAUCCUAAAAAACCCAUAAUUCUGAAAUUGGUACCACGAACAAACACUGAUUCAAAGGAGUAAUAGAGAAGAAUACAGUGGUGUUGUGAAAUAUUUACAUCACAUAACUCAGAGUUUAGAGAUUUAUACCACUAAAUAUUUGAAUGGCAUCUUGAGAGUGAGGAAGCUAAUCAUGUUCAUGAAGAUUAUAGAUCAGCAUCUUCAUGUCUAAUUGUGAAGAGAGUCUUUAGUGCUGUUGAUUGUUGGAUACUAAAUAAAACAACUAGUUAUUACACUAAUAAAAAAUGUUGAAAACUGAUUUAGAGGUUCACUUCAAUAUCCGAUCAUUUUAUGAUGUGCCAUUAAUAUCUAAUAAAGAGAUGGCUUGCAAAUGGUUUUUACUCUUUGCAAUUAAUAGUAAAGCAUUUUGAUUUUGAAUGUUUGUGUCAGUUAUAAAUUUGUCUACUUUUUGUGAUCUAAUAAACUUG